AUGAGCGGCGAGCCGUCCACCGACGAGGUGGCAUGCAUCGACUGUCAGCCUGAUCCUGCGUACCCGUCCGCGCCUGCCACUGCCGUCCCAUCGUCACAAGAAGACCUCAUGGAUCCAUCGACGUUCCUCCCACCUCUCCCGUCGGGUUCGCUUCCAGCCAUGCCCACACCCCUCGUCGUUCUCGAAUACUGUCAACGCUGCAAGUUCGGUCUGCGCGCCAACUGGAUCCAACAGGAGCUGCUGAGCACCUUUGCCCCCAUCCCCCCCGCCCAGCAGGCCAACAGCAACAGCGCGAGCAUCGCCAGCGUCCUGCUGAUUCCCAAGGUCGACGAUGCCUCCAGUGGCCGAUUCCGGGUUUGGAUUCACGCAUCCUCCAAUCAGGGGUCAGGCUUGCAGUUGGUUUGGGAUCGAAAAGUCCAAGCUGGGUUUCCGGAGAUGAAGGUGCUCAAGCAGAAGAUUCGCGAUCACGUCAACCCGGACUUUGGUUUGGGACACAGCGACAAGAAGUGA
This is a messenger RNA of Kalmanozyma brasiliensis GHG001, 510 nucleotides long. RefSeq names its product Selenoprotein, Rdx type. The coding region runs from base 1 to 510 and encodes 169 amino acids. The record is from RefSeq and is a predicted model, not a curated record. NCBI's taxonomy places the organism in Eukaryota, Fungi, Basidiomycota, Ustilaginomycetes, Ustilaginales. The transcript is spliced from 2 exons.